UUUUACGGCGAAUCGCAGACAAAUCUGUGCAUUAUCGCCACCUAUCUUGAAAUGGAGUUUACUCUUCUGUUUCCAAUGAGGUUUAAAUCUUUGUCUAUGAGCUUGACUGAUGAUUGAUUGAGUGACUGCCAUCAGCUGGGCUUGGGGAUUGCUCCUCAGCUGGUUUGUGUGCGUAUCCAGGGGCAUGCAAGCAAAAGAACACGUAAAAACUCUCUGCACAGUCUAAUCACACACACCUGAUCCAGCUAAUCAAGCUCUCCAGGAUUAAACUCCCAAACAGGUGUGAGCUGGAGCUAAACUGUGCAGAGCUGAGGCCUUCCAGGAAUUGAGGUGGAGAUCUCUGAUAUAAAGCAAGUACAAAUUUUCUGCUGCUUUCAUGUGGGUCCAUUUGAACCUAGACGUAGUUUGAUUGUCCAAUAACUACAUUCAUAAACAAUAAAGGAAUUAUAUCAUUAUAUCUUCAUCAACUCAGUAUAAGCCUACACGUGAAGACGAUCAAGUUAAUGAAAGAACAGCGAGGACAUGAGUCAUCCAGAACCCUGCAGAAAAACAUGUGAAGUUACUGAAAGACAAAGAGACCCGGUUAAAAAAAAUGAAGAUGGUGAACAACUGAGUGAGGCAGGGGAAAAACCUGCCAAAAGUGGAGAAAGUAAGUUUUUGCUGAAAAGAAGAGCCAAAAAAUCUUGCACCUGCUCUCAGUGUGGAAAGAGUAUCUCCUGCAAACAAAAUCUUAAAUUUCACAUGAGACUUCACAGUGGUGAGAAGCCACACGUGUGUGAUCAAUGUGGGAUGAGUUUUGCACGAAAAGACUCUCUUAUUACUCACAUGAAAAUCCACACCGGAGAGAAACCGCACGCAUGUGAUCAGUGCGGGAAGAGAUUUGCACUGGCAAGAACUGUCAGAUUACAUCUGCUUUCUCAUUCUGGAGAAAGACCAUAUACCUGUAAUCAGUGUGAGAAAAGCUUUUCUUAUCCAGAUAACCUGAAGAGCCACCUAAAGGUUCACACUAAGGAGAAGCCUUAUGUGUGUUCUCUGUGUGGAAAGAGUUUUCCACGACUCGGUGCUUUUAAAUUACACCAGAAAAGACACAGCGGUGUGAAAGAGCAUAUGUGCUUUGAUUGUGGGAAAACCUUCUUUACACAUGAUCAACUGAGACGACACCAGAUGACCCACAGUGGAGAGAAACCUUACAAGUGUUCACAAUGUGACAAGGCAUUCUCUCGUCCAGAACAUCUGAAAAGACACGAGAUGACCCACACUGGAGAAAAGCCACACAGUGCGGGAAGUGUUUCACAUGUGUAAAUGGUCUUAAAUCACAUCUGCUUUCUCAUUCUGGAAAAAAGACCAGUGUAAAAAAAAAAAACAUUUCUUCAAAUGAGAAAUUCUGAACUUGUUUUGAAAAACAGGACUCAGAUGUUUGUCAAACCACUUUCUAAAUGUCAAAGAGACUGUAAUUUAGUUUAAUUGUCAGUUCAGUUACAGCCAAUUCAAUUGAGCACUGGGCAAUUCCAGUGUUGAACCUGUUAAAGAUCCGGUGAAUUCAAAUGUUUAAUACCAUUUGAGCUUCCUGUUAACUCUGAUCAGCGAUGCAAUACAUUUUUUUUU
Carassius gibelio (silver crucian carp) is the source of this 1605-nucleotide messenger RNA. Its product is annotated as gastrula zinc finger protein xLCGF3.1. The coding region runs from base 523 to 1302 and encodes 259 amino acids. Gene Ontology annotation, molecular function: DNA-binding transcription factor activity, RNA polymerase II-specific; RNA polymerase II cis-regulatory region sequence-specific DNA binding. Gene Ontology annotation, biological process: regulation of transcription by RNA polymerase II. The transcript has 3 exons. The record is from RefSeq and is a predicted model, not a curated record. NCBI's taxonomy places the organism in Eukaryota, Metazoa, Chordata, Actinopteri, Cypriniformes, Cyprinidae.